Messenger RNA from Scophthalmus maximus (turbot), 6540 nucleotides. RefSeq names its product ASXL transcriptional regulator 2 (gene asxl2). The transcript is spliced from 13 exons. The record is from RefSeq and is a predicted model, not a curated record. Gene Ontology annotation, molecular function: DNA binding; peroxisome proliferator activated receptor binding; chromatin binding. Bases 168 to 3746 code for a protein of 1192 amino acids. Lineage: Eukaryota; Metazoa; Chordata; Actinopteri; Pleuronectiformes; Scophthalmidae. Gene Ontology annotation, biological process: positive regulation of transcription by RNA polymerase II; animal organ morphogenesis. Gene Ontology annotation, cellular component: PR-DUB complex.
UGUUUACAGUAAGGUGACGUUUCCUUUCGGCGCGGGUCACGUGACUCUUUACAGUAAGUCCAACAUGGCAGACGGAGUGGAUCUUACGCGGUAACUAAAGCAACGUUCACAACCCGCCCGCGACGGACACGUUCGACAACACGACUCCCCGCGACGAGACACCCGAGAUGAGGGAGAGGCAGAAGAAGAAGAAGGGGAGGACGUGGGCGGAAGCCGCCAAAACGGUUUUGGAGAAAUACCCCAACACGCCUAUGAGCCACAAAGAGAUCCUGCAGGUGAUCCAGAGAGAAAGACUUAAGGAAAUAAGAAGUGGAACCUCACCGCUGGCAUGUCUGAAUGCAAUGCUGCACACAAACUCUCGUGGCGAGGAGGGGAUCUUCUACAAAGUUCCAGGCCGAAUGGGAGUCUACACACUAAAGAAGGACAUCUCAGACGUGGCGAAGGAGCUGUCCGAGGAGAGCUCUGAGGAGAGCAGCGACAAUCUUUCUGACUCACGAAGCACGGAAAACAACAGUGCCAUCAGUCAGGAUGGCAGGAGAGGAAGGUGGAUGCGGAGAGUUCCCUCCAAGCUGCAGUCGCAGCCGUCGUCUCCACAGCCUCGAUGUUCGUCGCCUUCUGUCCCCACCAGCAAGCUCAUCUCUCCCUCGCAGAAACACAGCAAGAAAGCUUUGAAACAGGCCCUGAAGCAGCAGCAGCAGAGAAACCAGCGCAGACAGGGGGGGAUGCCAACCUCCUCCAGUCCCAGACUGCUUCUGAAAACCAUCAAAGAUAUGGCUGACAACAUCACUACAAAGGCUGACACAGGCCAUCCAGUCGUACCAAGGAAGGUUCCCCAGAGGGCAGGCCGCCUGAGUGCAGGGCAAAUAAAACGUACCAGGUGUAAAAUAGACGUGGAGACUCCAGACUCUAUUUUGGUGAACACCAACCUGCGGGCGAUCAUCAACAAGCACACCUUCUCCGUCCUGCCCCCGGACUGCCAGCAGAGGCUGCUCGAACUUCUGCCUGAAGUUGACCGGCAGGCUUGCAUGGACGGCCUCCUCAAGGUCACUAGCUCUGCCCUAAACAAUGAGUUCUUCACAUCGGCGGCACAGUCCUGGAAGGAGAGACUGGCCGAGGGGGAAUUCACCCCAGAGUUGCAGCUACGAAUGCGUCAAGAAGUUGAGAAGGAAAAGAAAGUUGAGCUCUGGAAGGAGGCCUUCUUCGAAAACUAUUAUGGCGAAAAUUCUGGGCUCAGCUAUGAGGAAUCCAAAGAGCUGACAAAGGCUGAUCUGAAUCAGGAGACUCCCAGGCCCCAGUCUCCCCGUCGUCAGACAGGAGGACCGGCAGCUCAAGCCCCAGUGGAAAGCAAGGGCAGGAAGGAGAGCAGGCAGACCGAUGCUGCUGCUGCAAAAGACACAAAGCCAUCGCAGACGUCAUCGCCGGAGCCCCCAAAGGCGCCGCGUGCUGAAAAAGAGCCAGUGUCCACCACGGCGCCCAUGAAGACUCGGCGCUCGCAGUACGCUGAGGAUCGUAGGUUGAACACGACGGCGCAGACUGAGCCAACACCUAUAGUGAGAACACCAGAGGUGAAGAGGCGGACUGAACGGAGUGCAGAAGAUUCACCGGCUGAUAAGGAGGAGCAGAAAGAGGAAGUGAAGGAGGAAGUGAAGGAGGAGAAAACUGAUAUGCCCCAGCCACCUGCGGCGAAGAGCCCUCCACAGAAAGGCAGUUCAGAGUUUAAAGAAGAUCAGCCGAUCCAGUCUGUGGUUAAGCCUGCUGAGAGUGAAGAGGUCAAAUCUGAGGCUGGUGGCCCCUCAGAGCCUCUAAAAAGAAAAUCUCCCAGUGAGACGGAGGGUGAGUUGACACCAGAGAAAAGGCCUCGUAUGUCCUCAGUUUCCUCAGUGUCCUCAGUCUCCUCCGUAUCCCCCCCAGCGUCCUCCCUAUCCAGCCCUGCGACGCCAACGGCAACAACGAAUCCGAGGGUUCCACCACUCAAGAUCCCAGUGUCACGAAUUCUUCCUGUUCCGGUGUCGCCAAGCCAGGCCUCGCCCAGGACCCCUCUCCCUGCCCCGCUUAGCAGCCCGGGCCGCACCGGUGCUCGCACUUUGGCUGACAUCAAAGCCAAAGCUCAGCUGGCUCGGGCACAGCGAGCAGCGGCUGCGGCGGUGUCAUCCGCGUCUAAGGGAGCAGUGCCAGGCCCGGGGCCGGGGGGAGGCAGUGGCGAACGGACACAGCAGUCACCCAGCCCCUGCCCGACCUCCCCGCAGGCACCAACCAGGUUACCAGCCACCGCCGGCAGCAGUACGCAUCCUUCUCGUCCACUGGACUCCUUUGGUCAGCUUAGCCCAAACGGGACUCUGAGAUUUUAUUUGAACAAACCUGAUGAUGUACAGAAAGGUCAUUCUUCUGGUACUGUAAGUCACUCAUCAGCACAAUCUUCCUCUGUGCACGCUUUAAAGGGACAGGAAAACCUAUCUCCUACUGGAUCAUCAAGCAGGACCAGCUCCUGUAUCCCUGCAAACAACCCGCUGGUCACGCAGCUGCUGCAGGGAAAAGAUGUUCCACUGGAGCAAAUCCUCCCGAGGCCACUGUCCAAGGUGGAAGGUAAGACGUUGAACGUACCCUCUUGUGCUAAGGGGAAGAUGACACACUCUGCGGAGCACAGGGCCGAUAAGCAGAUUUCCCACCAGUUAAAUACAGCCGCACGACCUGGAGUUUUCUCAGAAUACUCCAGACAACAAAAGGAACUUCCUGACAAGGAGACUCAAGAGCAGAUCCUACAGGCUCUGAUGCAGAGGAAAGUCCAGCAGAGCCAGUCUUAUGGCGUUUUGGGGCCUCAGCACCUUCAGUACAAAGCCCAUCAACUGGUGCAUGAAGAUCAUCAGGAACAGUCCAGGAUUUGUGUCGGCUUUUUGGGUCGCAAGAGGAUUCCCAGGCCGGCCAUGACGGGACAUUAUCUGCUCAAUGUGUCCACAUACGGCCGAGGGCCGGAGAGCAAGAGACUGCAUCAGUCUGUCAUCCCCAACACGUCUGUGUUCGGUUUAAAAAGGGAAAGCGUAGAAGGAGAGGAGGUGGCUAAGGAAGAAACUGUCGGUAGAGUUUUCUCUGGGCAUGUAUACACGUUAACCAAGUCUGAUGGAGCGGCGAGCUUUCCGCAUUGCUCCAGCUUAAAAACUGAGCCCGGCUCAGAGGACAGUGCAGCUGGCAGCGAUAACAGCAGCACCAGCGCGACAGCCAAAGACACCAGCCCCUUUUCUCAGUCACACCGACGGCACCUCGAACCCCGCGAUAGUAAUCAAGGAAACUCCGAGCCAUAUCUCAGCCAAGUGGACCCCAGUUCCCAGCAGCAGCAGCCGCCUGCCUAUCAAACCCAGAGAGCGCUCGAUAAUCAGGAACCCGAGGCAUCUCCGUGCUUCGGUGGCACCAUCAGCGUGUCCGUACCCCACACUCUGAACCACAGCACGGCAGGCGCCGGCUCUACCACCACGCCCUCAUCCGAGGCCGACGGAGGCGGCGUUCACGGGAGCGUCAUGUCCUUCUCCGUGACCGUCACUACCAUACCCGCCAGCCACGCGUUGGAGCACGGCGACCAGGGCGAGCCCUCACCCGAGCAGUCAUUCAUCGAGGCCUCCAACAUGGAGGACGUCCAGUCUAAGUGCUACUGCCGACUGAAGGCGAUGAUCAUGUGCAAAGGGUGCGGAGCCUUCUGCCACGACGACUGCAUCGGCCCGUCGAAACUGUGCGUCUCGUGUUUGGUGGUACGAUGAUAUGAAAUGGAUCACGACUCGGAGGAUGCGGUUGUUUUGAUUUGUAUCGAAAGAAGGCACAAAGCAUUCGAUGCGGUUCCAUUCAGGAUCAGUGCAGAAUGGGUAUAAAGCAUGUUAGCCAGCGUGUGCGUGGUCGCUGUUGGAACCCGGAGGAUUUUACACUGGAUGGUCUUUUGUUUCACCGACGUCUAAGAAGAGUUGUUUCAAGCAAUUGUUUUGGAAGAAAUGUCAAUCAGCUUUCAAUCAGAUCAGUAGUCUGUCAGGUGUGUGACAAAUAUGAAAUCUGGCAAUGUUUGCACACGGCUAGGAUUAGCGUUAUAUAUUUUUUUAAAUAUAUAUAGAUAUAGAUAUAUAUAUCUAUAUAUAUGUGUAUAUGUGUGUGUGUAGUUUUUAAAAAAAGGAGGGAAAAUGAAUGUUGCUAUUUUUGUAGAACAUAAUGACUGUUGUUGUGUUUUUGACUGACAUUUUUAAUUAUUGGGCCUAAUCAAUCAUGAUUUAAAGGCAAAAAAAAAGGGCGCUAAUGAUAAUCAUCGUUUGUAGAGUACCUCCUAUUGGGCAUUUAUGCAUGCAAUGGCAGGGAAGUGCAACUUACAGCAACUAUUUUAUAUAAAGAACUGUACAUUUAUUACUGCUACAUUCUCAGUUUCAAGAACAUGUAUAGUUUUAGACAGAGAAUAUUAAUGAUGAGGAAUUUUUAAUGAUAACUUUAUAUUAAAAAAAAGAGCUUGUGAUGACGAAGGACAGUCGAAGGGUGAAGCACUUGAAAACCAACUGGAGAUAAGAGAGUUAACCGUGUACAGCACUUAAAUUCAAACACAGGGAAAAGAAGAAUCAUUUAUAUAUAUAUAUAUAUAUACAGUAUAUAUUAUUUUAAAAAAUUACUUUAUGUACCUUUUUGGCAAAUUAAGAUCUUUUCUUUUCCAAUGUAUUGGAAGUCAUUUCCUAUCAUGUGAACCUGCAUUUUCUCCCCAAAAGCCGGUUUGUAGAUAUCGUCCUCCCUGGUUUUCUUGUGCUUGUAUAUGUGUACACAUAGAUCACCAGUGGCUACGUAAAAAAUUAACACUCAAGCAGUAUUUUCCCCCCACUGUAAAUAUUCUCUCAUGUACGGUAUAUGCCUAGAUGUAGAAAAUUAUUUUAAUUUUAUUUGUGCAGUACACUUUGCUUGAGCAUAUCCAGCUGUUAAUUACAAAAUGAUUUUUAACUUAAGGAAAGAAAAUGGGGAAGAACAGUAAAUUGUGCUAAAACGCUAAAUGUUUUAUCCUGUUACGAUCCAGCAACGCAAGCAAAAAAAAUUACAAAAGGAUUUGCCGGAACAAUACGACACCGAUUAACAGGCAGGUGUAACAUUUCACUUUAAAAUGGCCUUUUUACGUUUUUUUAUACUGCGGGAGUUCUAUUAUUAUAAGCACAGAAUAAUACUGAAUCAUGUUUAUUUAUUGUACAAUAGGUGUGUGUGUGUGCGAUGUACAAUGGUGAACCAGCACAUUUGUGGUGUGAACACUGUUGUUACAAGUGCUUUAUGAUAAUUUUAACACAAUAUUAAUGCUUACUUUAACACACUUUAAUAUGCAAAAAGGCCAUCGUGAAGUGUUCCUGCAGCAGGUUUAUCAGGUGCAUCGUAACUACCGCAAAUUUAAAAUGCAUCAUUUAUAUAUUUUGGAAUCUCCUGGAGGUGCAAAGAAAAAAAAAUGUUUUAUAGCAAUUAUUUCCAAGAUUAAUAUACCAAAGUCACCUUAAGAAGACAAAAAAUAAUCAGAACGUGUUUUUAAUGUCUGACUAGUUAAUCAAAGUAAUAUAUUUUAAUUAAUAUAUUUUAAUAUUAAAAAUAAUCUAUUUGCUAAUUGUUUUUUGACAAAUCAACAGGGUAUUUACUAUAAUAAUAUGUUGGCUGUCUGUUUUUUUUUUUCUUCCUUUAAUUUUGUUCAGACUGGACAGACCACAAAACUGACUUUUGUAAUUCAAAUUGCCCAGGUAUCUGAUACUCUGCAUGGCCCACGACUUUCAAAGCAUCUGUUCAUUUGUAUGUUUUUCCAUAGAGUCCAGUGUGUAUCUGUCCUUUUAGCCGUCGACAUUUGUGUCAUUGCUGCUUGAAAACAAAGAGACAAAACAGAGUUUUGGUUUUCAAAGCACAAGUUUUAGGUCAGUGGAUUAAUCCCAAGUCACAUUUUUUUUAAAUGUUUUUAUCAUAAAAGAAGGGGGGAGGUUGUGUGAUAUGUUGAAAAUUGGGUGUGAGGUCGUAGGGCUAGAAUCUGGAGAGGUUUCCACCGAUUCAGUAAAAUUGUUUCACUAAAACUGUUUGAUUGUGUUAACACAGAAUUGAUUCACUCGCCCCGUAAAAUAUUUAGGUCUUAUCUUUUGUUGAAUGUGAUGGUAGAAUAUUGUAUGUGCUCACGUAGCAUUGGGGGACUGGACUGCACUGCAAAAAAAAAAAAAAAAGUUAACAAGAAAUAUUCAAUCUCAACUCAAACAGGCAGCUUAAAUCUCUGUUAAUGACGACUGAAACAUGAAUCAGGCAGCAAAGUCCCCACUGUCACUGAAGUCACCUGUUCUCUGUGUGCUUGUUUGUGUGUUAGAGAGAAUUGGCUAUGGAAGAAAACUGUCACGGGCGAUCACCACCAUUUUUUUUUUUGUUUAAAUGUCACGUUUGUCACUAGGUGAACUUGUUUAAUAAUUCUCGUGUCACUUUGUCUCCAUCUAAACUCUGGGUGAAUGUAAUAUAGUAAUCAGCACUUGUAAACAAAGUGUAUUUUAUCAAAAGUUAUAGACUAUUAUGAAUAAAUAACGAAAAAGAGAA